AUGACUGAAACAUUGGAGAGACGUUUACUUCGCCGUUCCUUGGAUAAUCAUUUGGAUAGCCCUCUGGAUGAUCGUAGACGUCGUUCAUCGCCCCGCCAUUCUCUGACGGGAAAUCAUAAUAAGGAAAAUUUUGGAGUGCAUUUUGUUCGACAUUCCUUUGGUAAUACGAGUCUUAGUGCUCUGCAGGAUCUCAGUAAUGGUAAAAGUCCACGAAGGCCGCAGGAGGAGACUCCGCCAGAGGAUAUAACCCCCUUGGCACGUUUGAAGUUUCGUAAUAAAAUUAAAGAGGAUUCGCUAUCCUCAUCGAGGAUGGGUGAUGUUACCUUGGAUAGGAUGUUGGAUGCCAUCAUAGAGAGUGCCAGGAAAGAUGUUAAAACUGUGGAGCCACCUAGGACCCCAGAAGCGGAACCCAAGGAUGUGGAUAAAGAUGAAUCGAUACAUGAAAUGGAGGUUAGGACACCUCAACACCUGAAACGCCAACGAGUGGUAAGACGUAAAAAUCCCAAAACUACGGAUAAAAAGGCGAACAAAGAAAAGGCAAAAGAAAGGAGGGUACAAGAAAUGAAAAAGGAGGGGGAAGGGCAAACCUCUCCUCCCCACACUUUGAGAUCUCAAUCACGCCACGAAAUGAUCGGCUUAACCUUGCCCAAUGGCAUACCCAGCCCCGAAACUCCUGAGGCCGUGCAGCAUUAUGCCAAUCAUAAAUCGCUGCUGAAUAUGACAACACCACCACCUGCCUCAGAACGACAAGAACAACAGAUGCUCUUUGAGGUGGGCAAUAGUGUGGCUGUCCAUUGCAGUACACCCACCUUGGCUUUGGAGGGCCACUCCAUUAAACGUUGCUUGAGUUUUUCUUGUGCCAGUGAGGAGGAUGCUGAGGAGGGCAGUUAUAGUAAACGGGGAUCGAUAACCUCUUCCAUUGCUAGUUCAACAAAUGAACAGCUGAGUGGCAGCUGUUCUUCUUCUUCCAAUUCGCUCUCAAAUGUAGCCGGAGGAGCAGGAGUGGGACGUGGUUCGCUGGAUGUGGCCAUUUAUUUGGAUAAUGAAACAUUAAAUGUACACGUUAUUCGUUGUCGUGAUCUGCAACGCCCCAAUGGCAGCACCUCAUCCAAUAAUCUCAAUGCCUAUGUCAAGGUGGCUUUGAUCCGCCAAUCGCAAUCCCAAAAUCAAUGCUAUCAACGUACCGUGGUCCACCGCCACUCCAAUCGUCCCUACUUCGAUCAUUGUUUCAAAUUCGAUCUCAGCGAUUUGGCAGCAGCCGUAGAGGAAAUCAAUCCCGACGAUCGCCUACAAAUGUCGGUGUGGCAUCGUGAUCGCCAGCAUAAGUGAGUAUGAUCGUAG
Molecule: messenger RNA, 1341 nt
Organism: Musca vetustissima
Lineage: Eukaryota; Metazoa; Arthropoda; Insecta; Diptera; Muscidae
Exons: 3
Coding region: 1-1329 (442 amino acids)
Biological process (GO): signal transduction
Cellular component (GO): nucleus; plasma membrane
Source: RefSeq, a predicted model, not a curated record